AUGGGGAGGCCGCCGUGCUGUGAGAGGAGCGGGGUGAAGAAGGGGCCCUGGUCGCCGGAGGAGGACCUCUUGCUCGUCUCCUACGUGCAGGAGCACGGUCCUGAGAAUUGGCGCGCCGUGCCUAGCAGCACCGGGCUGAUGCGCUGCAGCAAGAGCUGCCGGCUUCGGUGGACCAACUACCUCCGCCCGGGCAUCAAGCGCGGCAACUUCAGCGACCAGGAGGAGAAGAUCAUCAUCGACCUGCAGAAGCUGCUCGGGAACAAGUGGUCCACGAUUGCGUCGUACAUGACGGAUCGGACGGACAAUGACAUCAAGAACUACUGGAACACGCACCUCAAGAAGAAGCUCGCCAAGACGGGCACCAGGGAAAGCGGUGCCUCCGGCUCCGCCGAGAUGAAGGGGCAGUGGGAGCGGCAGCUGCAGACGGACAUCCACACCGCACGCCAUGCUCUCCAGGAGGCGCUGUCCUUCGACACUGCGCCGCCGGCCAUCAAGCCGGAGCCACUGCCGCUGGCGCAGCUGCCGGCGCCAGCCAUCAGCCCGGCGAUGUACGCUUGCAGCAUCGAGAACAUUGCGCGUCUGCUGGAGGUCUGGAUGCGCCCCAGGGCCAGCAGGAAGGCGUCGGCCGACUGGAUGACCUUCGUCUCGGCGGUCUCUGGUGGUGGCGAGGGCGGGUCGGGAAGCCACAGCGGCACAGCGCGCACGCUGGAGGGGUUCACCGGGACGACAAAGGUAGAGGGCCGGGGCCGUCGUCGUCAUUACCGAUGCUGGAGAGCUGGCUGCUCGACGACGGCAUGGGGCACGGUGACGCGGGCCUCUUCUGCGUGCCGCUGGCGGACCCGUGCGAGUUCUUUUAGAAACUGGACUGGAGGAUAA
Miscanthus lutarioriparius is the source of this 876-nucleotide messenger RNA. NCBI's taxonomy places the organism in Eukaryota, Viridiplantae, Streptophyta, Magnoliopsida, Poales, Poaceae. The record is from the annotation of a GenBank genome assembly.